GUCAGCUGAGCCGCUGGGGCGAGGCUGGCCUCACCUGCUAAGGAAGCGGCUGUGAGCUCCUGAGGGUGGGUGUGGGAUGCAGAAGUCGGCCAGAUCCUGGUUGGGAAGGCUCCCGGAUUUUGCCGUCCUAUAAGGAGAGAGCGAGAAGGCCCUCCGAAUUUUAAAAAAGCCGGUGGCGGCGGAAGGUUCUCAGUAUCUGUCAGUCUGGGAGGUCGGACGACAAGGGAGAACCUUGUUGCGAAUCCCCAGCCCCCUCCACACGAGGGGUGCGGAGGCCGGGUACCAUGGCGUCCAUCCUGGAUGAGUAUGAGGACUCACUGUCCCGCUCGGCCGUCUUGCAGCCCGGCUGCCCUAGCGUGGGCAUCCCCCACUCGGGAUAUGUAAACGCCCAGCUGGAGAAGGAAGUACCCAUCUUCACGAAGCAGCGCAUUGAUUUUACUCCUUCAGAGCGCAUCACCAGCCUUGUUGUCUCCUGUAAUCAGCUCUGUAUGAGCCUGGGCAAGGACACACUGCUCCGUAUUGACCUGGGCAAGGCAAAUGAACCCAAUCAUGUGGAGCUGGGGCGCAAGGAUGACACCAAAGUUCACAAGAUGUUCCUGGACCACACUGGUUCUCACCUGCUAGUUGCUCUGAGCAACACUGAGGUCCUCUACAUGAACCGUAAUGGACAGAAGGUACGUCCACUAGCACGCUGGAAAGGGCAGCUGGUGGAGAGUGUAGGUUGGAACAAGGCACUGGGCACGGAGAGCAGCACUGGCCCCAUCCUGGUGGGCACAGCGCAAGGACAGAUCUUUGAAGCAGAGCUCUCGGCCAGUGAGGGUGGGCUUUUUGGCCCUGCCCCAGAUCUCUACUUCCGUCCACUGUACACGUUAAAUGAAGAAGGAGGGCCAGCCCCUGUGUGCUCUCUGGAGGCUGAGAGAGGCCCAGAUGGACGUGGCUUUGUCAUUGCCACCACCCGGCAGCGCCUCUUUCAGUUCAUAGGCCGAGCAGCAGAAGGAGGGGUCGAGGCCCAGGGCUUCUCAGGGCUCUUUGCUGCCUACACAGACCACCCACCCCCAUUCCGUGAGUUUCCUAGCAAUUUGGGGUAUAGCGAGUUGGCUUUCUAUACUCCCAAGUUGCGCUCUGCACCCCGUGCCUUUGCCUGGAUGAUGGGGGAUGGUGUGUUGUAUGGCUCGCUGGACUGUGGGCGUCCUGACUCCCUGCUCGGUGAGGAGCGAGUCUGGGAGUACCCAGAGGGGGUAGGUCCUGGGGCCAGUCCACCCCUCGCCAUUGUUUUGACCCAGUUUCACUUCCUGCUGUUGCUGACUGAUCGGGUGGAGGCCGUGUGCACACUGACAGGGCAGGUGGUGCUGCGGGAUCACUUCCUGGAGAAGUUUGGACCGCUGAGGCACAUGGUGAAGGACUCCUCCACGGGCCAGCUGUGGGCCUACACCGAACGAGCCGUCUUCCGCUAUCACGUACAGCGUGAGUCUCGGGACGUCUGGCGCACUUAUCUUGACAUGAAUCGCUUUGAUUUGGCCAAAGAGUAUUGUCGAGAGCGGCCUGACUGCUUGGACACAGUCCUGGCCCGGGAGGCUGAUUUCUGCUUUCGCCAGCAUCGUUACCUGGAGAGUGCCCGCUGCUAUGCCCUGACCCAGAGCUACUUUGAAGAGAUUGCCCUCAAAUUCUUGGAGGCACGACAGGAGGAGGCUCUGGUCGAGUUUCUGCAGCGAAAACUGGCUGGUUUGAAGCCAGCUGAGCGGACCCAGGCCACACUGCUGACUACCUGGCUGACAGAGCUCUACCUAAGCCGCCUUGGUGCUCUGCAGGGUGACCCAGAGGCCCUGAACCUCUACCGCGAGACACGCGAGUGCUUCCGUGCCUUCCUGAGCAACCCUCGCCACAAGGAAUGGCUCUUUGCCAGCCGGGCUUCUAUCCAUGAGCUGCUUGCCAGUCAUGGAGACACAGAGCACAUGGUGUACUUCGCUGUGAUCAUGCAGGACUACGAGCAGGUGGUAGCGUACCACUGCCAGCACGAGGCCUAUGAGGAGGCCCUGGCCGUGCUUGCCCGCCACCGUGACCCUCAGCUCUUCUACAAGUUCUCACCCAUCCUCAUCCGGCACAUCCCCUGCCAGCUGGUAGAUGCCUGGAUGGAGAUGGGCAGCCGACUGGAUGCCCGGCAGCUCAUCCCUGCCCUGGUGAACUACAGCCAGGGUGGCGAGGCCCAGCAGGUGAGCCAGGCCAUCCGCUACAUGGAAUUCUGCGUGAAUGUGCUCGGAGAGACUGAGCAGGCCAUUCACAACUACCUGCUGUCGCUGUAUGCCCGUGGCCAGCCCGCCUCGCUGCUGGCCUACCUGGAACAAGCUGGGGCCAGCCCACACCGUGUGCAUUAUGACCUCAAGUAUGCGCUGCGACUUUGCGCUGAGCAUGGACAUCACCGUGCUUGUGUCCAUGUCUACAAGGUGCUGGAGCUGUACGAGGAGGCUGUUGACCUGGCUCUGCAGGUGGAUGUAGACCUGGCCAAGCAGUGUGCAGACUUGCCCGAGGAGGAUGAGGAACUGCGCAAGAAACUGUGGCUGAAGAUCGCGCGCCAUGUUGUGCAGGAGGAGGAAGAUGUGCAGACAGCCAUGGCCUGCCUGGCCAGCUGCCCCCUGCUCAAGAUUGAGGAUGUACUGCCCUUCUUUCCUGAUUUCGUCACCAUUGACCACUUCAAGGAGGCGAUCUGCAGUUCACUGAAAGCCUACAACCACCACAUCCAAGAACUGCAGCGGGAGAUGGAAGAGGCCACAGCCAGUGCCCAGCGCAUCCGGCGAGAUCUACAGGAGCUCCGGGGUCGCUAUGGCACUGUGGAGCCCCAGGACAAAUGUGCUACCUGUGAAUUCCCCCUGCUUAACCGUCCUUUUUACCUCUUCCUCUGUGGCCACAUGUUCCAUGCUGACUGCCUGCUGCAGGCUGUGCGGCCUAGCCUGCCUGCCUAUAAGCAGGCCCGGCUCGAGGAGCUGCAGCGGAAGCUUGGGGCGGCACCACCCCCAGCCAAGGGCUCUGCCAGAGCCAAAGAGGCUGAAGGUGGAGCUGCAGCUGGGGGACCCAGCCGGGAACAGCUCAAGGCUGACCUCGAUGAGCUGGUGGCGGCUGAGUGCAUGUACUGUGGGGAGCUGAUGAUCCGCUCCAUUGACCGGCCCUUCAUCGACCCCCAGCGCUAUGAGGAGGAGCACCUCAGCUGGCUGUAGGAUGCUGUCCCUUGAUGGGUGGACAGAUGGGUUCAGCUACCUCAACUGUCUUGCAAAGGCCAUACCUUGGUCUUGGCUCAGUCCUCUUGGACCAUUCCUCUUGCUGGGCCUGUGACUGUGUGGAAGGGGUAGAAUCUGAGCUACCACCUUGAGGUGUCGGGGGUGAGCAUAUUCUGCCAGCUUCCUGCUGUACUUAGACCUGCCUUAGAGUUGCUUCUGUCCCAGGUCAUGCACCUGGAGAAGUCAGAAACCUGACCCAUUCUGACCGCUGCAUCUAACAGCACUCUCACUUUCUCACCCCAAACGUGUUAGCCCGCAGUGAGCGUACCCUUCUUUCUGUGCUCCAGCCUCGCAGCCUCCAGCUCUGUAGAGGAGCGCUCUCUUCUGUCCCAUCCACGCACCCGUAAGUGGAUGGCAGCCUUCCAAGACCUGGCCGCUGGUGAGGAGAGUGGUGCUAACGGUUGGUGUGCUCUUGGGCCCACUCUGGGACUCCAGUGUCAGGUACCUUGAGACAGAUGGAAGAAAGAGGCAGGUGGUGACAAGUGGAGAGCAUUAAACUGCUUGCACAACACUCGUGGCUCUGGACGUGGUGGCUUUGUGUUGAUGCUGGGCUGAACAGAGUAUAAGCGAUUUUCAAGAGGGAUUGAAGUGCCAUAAGACUUACAGACCCCUGCAGACCUUCACGUCUUGACACACAGGUUUCCCCUGGAAUGAGACAGGACAAUCUUGCCAGAUUCUUCUUGCUUCUCUGUGUUCCCUCCUCUGCCCUCUGAUUCCAGGGCGCCGGUGGGAAUUAUAGCCCAAUCCUCUCAUAGAGCAGGGACGUUCUCUGUAGUCAGCAGGUGGCGCUGCUGCUCUCUGAAUCCAUCUAACAGGCACGUUAGGACACUGAUCUAUUUCGCAGGUUUGUUUUACUAGUGUUUCCGCAGCUACUUCCUCCCUGUUUGUCCCAAAGAUUUUCUAGAAGUGUCCUGAUCAUGAUUCUAAGCACUUUCUUGCACUGUCCUUGUGCAUGCCAUCUUUUGCUUGCUUCUCUGUCAGAUUGAAUCUGUACCAACUUAUGCCCAGCUUUGCCACCAACACUAUUCAUGACAUCUCAGAUGUAUUUUCUCCUCACCUUGCUCCUGUGGACAUGCCCACAUACAAAAUUACGCUUGUUAGCUUGGGCUUGAUGUUAGAUCUUAGAACAUCUUGGAAUCACACCUUCCUGUGACAGAGCAGCCUUUGCCCCUGUGGACAGAUGUUCAGUUUACUCCCUGCCUUGGUGCUGUGAUCUGUCUGCUAGCCCAGAUUGGAACAAAAUAAUGGUGAGCAUUCCUGUCAUCAGACUGGGUCCCAGCUCAUCUGACUAGUAAAUAUUCCUUCUUAUUCCACA
This is a messenger RNA of Jaculus jaculus (lesser Egyptian jerboa), 4584 nucleotides long. It is a transcript of the gene Vps18, whose product is annotated as VPS18 core subunit of CORVET and HOPS complexes. The transcript has 5 exons. Gene Ontology annotation, cellular component: HOPS complex; endosome. Gene Ontology annotation, molecular function: protein-macromolecule adaptor activity. The record is from RefSeq and is a predicted model, not a curated record. The coding region runs from base 285 to 3209 and encodes 974 amino acids. NCBI's taxonomy places the organism in Eukaryota, Metazoa, Chordata, Mammalia, Rodentia, Dipodidae. Gene Ontology annotation, biological process: intracellular protein transport; lysosome organization; endosome to lysosome transport.